AUGUUCCCGCAAUGGUGCUCGGCGGAGCAGCGGUUAGCGCAGGGAGGGGGGAGGCGGCGGAAGUGGGUGUGGGUGUGUGCGGGGAUGGCUGCUGCUGCUGUUCUCUUGUUGGCGAUGCUUGUGACGGUGUGCCUGGUGGGUGGCGCCAGGGACUUUGAGCUCACAGGGCCCAGCAUCGUCACCCGGCUACUAGCCGGCCUCGCUUCUUCCUCCUCAUCCUCCUCUUCCUCCUCGUCCUCCUCUUCCUCCUCCUCCUCUGACCCCCCCACGCGCCCCUCCUCGCCCCUCCCGGUGCUCUUUCUCAACUCGCCUCUUGACGAGAACGCGCACAAGCUCUGGGCGCUCAAGUGGGCCGUGCGACCACGACAACGCACGACCGAUCAACCCACACGCGACCCCUCCAGCAGCAGCGGCAGCAGCGACGGCUCCUCCUCCUCCGCAAGUGAGCUGCCACCACCACUCACCAGCGACAUCCCACCCAGCAUAUUGCACAGCGAUCCGGGCACAUCGGGAGCUCCAGGGACUCUGGGGGCGUUGAUGGGGACUGUUUUACUGGGUGCAGUGAACAUCUUCGCACCCACGUGGCUCAACGAAUCCGCUCUCCUGCACAACCGCUCCUCGUUUCUGUACGGCGGCACGUCCCCCCAGGGCGUGCAGGGCUUACUGCAGUACUUCCGGCUCGUGGAGACCUGCAUUCCGCUCAUCCGAGGGUACGAGCGGCGGCAUGGGGUCACGUUUGACUGGAUCGUGCGCACGAGAGUCGACACGUUCUGGUCCGCGCCGCUUCCUCCUCUCGCUCCUCUCUCUUCUCUAUCUUCCCCCCCUCCCUCUUCUCCUCCUCCUCCUCCUCACUCUGCCGGUGUCCUGUCCCUGCUGCUGAAUGCCGCGCUGCACCGAGGAGUGGGCGAUGGUGCAGCAGGGGGCGGAGGCACGUACUGGGUGCCGCAUGGGACGGACUUCUGGGGGGUGAACGACCGCUUUGGCGUGGGCACGUGGGGCAGUGCUGAGGCUGCUAUGGCUCGCCUGAGCAUGCUGGAUCGACUCAUGGCGCGUGGCUAUGACGAUCUCAAUUCGGAAAAGGGUCUGAGGGCGCAGCUACAAGUAGCAGGGGUGCGCGUGGGGCGGGUGGACGUGCCUUUCUGUGUGCUCUCGCGCCGGCCCUACCCAGAUGACGAUGUUCUCGCGGCUGCGCUCUCCUCCUCCGCUCCGCUCAACGGCGCCAAGUGCUGGCCCUGCACUCCCGCCUACACCGGCCUCCGGGCGCUGCUCAAGUACGUCCUCAUCCCCCCCACACGCUGGAUCCGCUCGCCCUCUGCAGACUGGCUCAACCGCCCCGCCUCCCCCCGCGGGGCAGUGCAGCUGUGCGACCCCACCCACCCCUGGGAGCCCGCCUGGCCCGCCGCCUUUGACGCCGCUGCUGGCGCUGACCUUGCUGCUCUCAGGAGGGUGGUUGAGGAUGCGGGCUUGGAGGAGUGCAAGCGACGGUUUGAAGAGCUGUGCGACCCCACUCACCCAUGGGAGCCUGCCUGGCCUGCUGCUUUUGAUGCCGCUGCUGGCGCUGAGUUCGCUGCCCUGAAGAGGGUGGUUGGGGAUGUGGGCUUGGAGGAGUGCGAGCGACGGUUCGAAGAGGUGAGAGUUCAAGUCGGCAUCAGAUCAGACGAGUGGUCAGCCCCACCCACCGCUGCCACCUUCUUACAGACGAUUCAAGAAACCUCCUCUCCUUCGUCCCCUCCCCCCCUCCGCUCUCCGCAGUUCAAGUCAGCAGCGGACGAGUGGUCAGCCCCACCCAUGGCAGCCAUCUGCCAUCGCGCCCUGCUGGGCCCCAUGGACCUCCUCGGCCCGCCCUCCGCCUCGUUCUACACCGCCACCUCCCCCCUCUCCGCCUCCAGCUCCCUUGCCUGCACCGACACUCUCAGCAGCAGCAGCAGUGGUGGUGGUGGUGGUGGUGGUGGUUCUGAGGAGGGGGUGGGAGGGGAGGGGACGUGGGAGGAGGAGGUGGUGAGGCGAGUACCGGGUGUGGCAGUGGUUCGUGGUGCUCUGGACGAGGUCAGCAGCAGCAGUGCGCACAGGCAGGGGAGGCCAUUGGACGUGCUCAAGUUGAGCCUGGAUGGAUCCGACCUCCCCACCCUAUCAGCCCUACUACGGCAACACUCCCUCCCACCAGCCUGCCAGCUGCUAGUCCCCUUCCCCACCGGCCAACCAGAGAGUGCCACGUGGCGCAGGGACAUCGUGGCAGGGCUGGAGCAGGAGCAGGUGUAUCUGGCAGCGUGCGUGCAGGAGUGGUGGAGUGCGGUGGAGAGGUGCACCUUCUUCUCUGUGCCUCACUGCUCCUCGCUGCUGCGGGGUGUCAAUAAGCACAUUCAAACUCAAUCUAAGUGA
Messenger RNA from Closterium sp. Naga37s-1, 2379 nucleotides. The record is from the annotation of a GenBank genome assembly. NCBI's taxonomy places the organism in Eukaryota, Viridiplantae, Streptophyta, Zygnematophyceae, Desmidiales, Closteriaceae.